This is a messenger RNA of Dentiscutata erythropus, 769 nucleotides long. The record is from the annotation of a GenBank genome assembly. Lineage: Eukaryota; Fungi; Glomeromycota; Glomeromycetes; Diversisporales; Gigasporaceae.
AUGAAGCAAAGAAAUGUAGUCACUUCUUUUCUGACCUUUUCUGAAGGCGCAGAUGACCCUACUGAUCAAGGAAAUCGUGUUUUACUCUUGAAACGUAGUGAUAAAGUUAACAUAAGAAUUAGUGGUGGAAUGGAGGCUAACGAUAGUUCACCAUUGGAACGUGCUUUGACUGAAAUACAGGAAGAAACCACUGUGAAUUCUUCAGAUAUUAAACUAAUACGCAUUGGUAAACCUUUAAAUAUUCGUGAUGAAAAUAAUUCUACAAUAUGGAAAGUCUAUCCAUUUCUUUUUCAUAUUCAAUCUGAUAAUAUCCAUAAGAUUAAAAUAGACUGGGAACAUGAAACUUUUAAAUGGACCAAUCCUAAAGAAUUGAGUUCUUAUAAUAAUGUCCUAAAUUUGUUAGAAACUUUUUACAGAGUAUAUCUUCCAAAUAAUGUACACUUAGGUUUGAUUGAUAUACUUAAUGAUAGAUCUUCUGGUGCUCAACAAUUGGCAAAUUUAUAUAUUGCUUAUCUUAAUAUCGGAUGGCACUUGUGUGAAAUAAGACCUAACAUGAAGGCAUCUACAUUAUAUGUAAUAGUUUCAGUAAUGCAACAAUGUAAAAAAGUUUUGGAUCAGGUCUUAUCAAUGGAUUCAUUUGAUAAUCAAGUUCUUGGUAUCAUAAAAACAACGAAAAUACUUUCUAAUGAUGCAGAACAAAAAAUCAAUUCAAACUUUAUGAAUCCUUUAUUUCCUAAAUUUGAUCAAUCGUUACAUAUUAUGACAAUGA